UUGUUUUGUACAUUCAGUGGCGCAACGGAUCUGUGAGAUCUUGGGAAUUCGUCUAUUGAAAUGACUGUAUUGUUCUUGAAGUGAAUCGGAGCUGUGUCCGAUUUCUAAUUUUUCUCUAGCCUUCCACCGUCCGCUGUCAAAAUGUCGAAUACAGUUUUAGACAAGGAUACUUUCUUCCGGCGCAUGAGGAAGCUGUACUCGGCGUGGAAGGAUAGCGAAGGAAGCAAUGAUGAUGGCUUUUCGAAGAUGGAUGCCCUUGUAUCGGCAGUUGGUGAAAACGACGAUAUUAUGUACAGCAAAUCGUCAGCUUUGCAAACUUGGCUGCUUGGUUAUGAACUCAAAGACACCAUUAUGAUUUUGACAUCAGAGGCUAUUCAUUUCCUGUCCAGCAAGAAAAAGAUUGAGUUCUUGCGUCAAAUCGAAGCAAGUAAGGAUGAAAAUAAUGUACCACCUGUGAAGCUCCUUACCCGUGAAAAGGGUGAUGUUGAUAAGAGCCAUAUGAAAAAGCUCAUUGAAGAAAUCAAGAAGAGCAAGAAUGGAAAGACCAUUGGUGUUUUUGGAAAGGAGAAUUAUCCUGGUGCCUUUGCUGACUUAUGGCGCAGCAUGCUAAAGAAAGAAAACUUCGAAACUGUUGAUGUAAGCCCUGUAGUGGCCUACGUUAUGGCCCCCAAGGAGGAGAAUGAAUUAGCAAUUGUCAAAAAGGCCAGUAAUGUUACAAUGGAUGUAUUCACCAAGUACCUGAAGGACCAAUUGAUGGAAAUUAUUGACUCUGACAAAAAAGUGAAACACAUGAAGCUAGCUGAAGGAGUAGAUCAAGCCUUAACUGACAAAAAAUAUGUGACAGGGGUGGAUACUAGCCAGGUUGACACCUGUUAUCCUGCUAUCAUCCAAUCUGGUGGCAAUUAUGCUCUCAAAUUCAGUGUGACGAGUGACAAGAACAUUCUUCACUUUGGUGUGAUUGUGUGCUCGUUGGGUGCCCGAUACAAGUCCUACUGUUCAAAUAUUGUUCGUACCUUCAUGGUGAACCCACCUGAAUCCAUGCAAAAUAACUAUAAUUUCCUUGUUUCUGUUGAAGAAGAAAUUCUCAAAGCCUUAGUAGCUGGAGCCAAACUUUCUGAUGUUUAUGAAAACGUACUUUCAUUUGUCAAAAAGGAGAAGCCUGAAUUUGUUGACAAACUAACCAAAACGUUUGGCUUUGCUAUGGGUAUUGAAUUUCGAGAAAGUUCCCUCACAAUUGGACCUAAAACAACAGCUGUUGUUAAAAAGGGUUCAGUCUUUAAUGUGAAUGUUGGUCUAUCUGGUUUGACCAACAAAGAAGCUUCUGAUAAGGAGGGUAAAACUUACGCAUUGUUUAUUGGUGACACAGUGAUUGUUAAUGAUGGUCAACCAGCAACUAUUUUGACACUCCUGAAGAAAAAAAUUAAUCACGUCGGAAUCUUUUUGAAAGAUGAAAAUGAAGAUGAUGACGACGAUGAUGAUGAUAAUGAAGGAGAGAAGGGUGAGCAAUCAGGCAAAUCUGACCAAAUUUUGGGUAGAGGAAGAAGAACUGCAGUCCUUGAUUCUAAACUUCGAACGGACUCUUCAUCGGAAGAAAAGCGUAAGCAGCAUCAGAAAGAGUUGGCUCAGGCUCUGAAUGAAGCAGCUCGUGCUCGCAUGGCCGAGCAGGGAGAGGGUAAAGAAAAAGAAAAGGUCCGGAAGUCUACUGUAUCAUACAAGAGCCGCAGUCAAAUGCCUAAUGAGGCAGAUGUUCGUGAAUUGAAGAUUUAUGUUGAUCGUAAAUAUGAGACUGUCAUUUUGCCUGUUUUUGGCAUACCUGUUCCAUUCCACAUUUGCACAAUCAAGAACAUAUCCCAGUCUGUGGAAGGUGACUACACCUAUCUGCGUAUUAAUUUCUUCCACCCUGGUGCAACCAUGGGCCGCAAUGAGGGUGGCUCUUACCCACAACCUGAUGCUACAUUCCUUAAAGAAGUUACCUACAGGAGUAUUAAUACAAAGGAACCUGGUGAACUCUCAGCACCCUCCUCAAACUUGAACACGGCAUUCAGACUUAUCAAGGAAGUGCAAAAGAAAUUCAAAAAUCGUGAGGCUGAAGAGAGAGAAAAGGAAGAUCUUGUUAAACAAGACACCUUGGUAUUAACUACAAACAAAGGCAAUCCUAAACUGAAAGAUCUUUACAUUAGGCCAAAUAUUAUGACUAAGAGAAUGACAGGUUCUCUUGAGGCUCACACUAAUGGAUUCCGUUUCACAUCUGUUCGUGGAGAUAAAGUUGACAUUCUUUACAACAAUAUUAAGAAUGCGUUAUUCCAGCCAUGCGAUGGUGAAAUGAUAAUUUUGUUGCACUUCCAUUUGAAGCAUGCCAUUAUGUUUGGCAAAAAGAAACAUCUCGAUGUGCAGUUCUAUACUGAGGUGGGAGAGAUCACAACUGAUCUAGGGAAGCACCAACACAUGCAUGACAGAGAUGAUUUGGCUGCCGAACAAGCUGAACGAGAGCUUAGGCAUAAACUCAAGACAGCUUUCAAGGGUUUUUGUGAGAAAGUGGAAGCACUUACCAAGCAAGAAAUUGAAUUUGAUACACCUUUCAGAGAACUUGGAUUCCCUGGUGCUCCAUUCAGAAGCACAGUUCUUCUACAACCGACUAGUGGAUCCCUUGUUAACCUUACAGAAUGGCCUCCAUUUGUUGUAACUCUUGAAGAUGUUGAGCUUGUUCACUUUGAACGUGUCCAAUUCCAUUUGAAAAACUUCGACAUGAUCUUCGUCUUUAAGGACUAUACUAAAAAGGUUGUUAUGGUCAAUGCUAUCCCCAUGAACAUGUUAGAUCAUGUUAAGGAAUGGCUCAACUCUUGCGAUAUCAGAUACUCUGAGGGUAUUCAAUCACUCAACUGGUCCAAAAUUAUGAAAACAAUCACCGAUGAUCCGGAUGGCUUCUUUGAAAGUGGCGGAUGGACCUUCCUUGAUCCGGAAAGUGAUGAUGAAGCAGGUGCUGCUGAAGAGGAGGAAGAGUCUGAGGAUGAUGCUUAUGAGCCUACAGAUGCAGAAACUGAGGAGGAGUCUGAUGAUGACUCCGAAUAUUCAGAAGCCUCUGAAGAUUCAGAAAGUGAUGAGGAAGAACUUGGCAGUUCUGAAGAAUCUGGCAAAGAUUGGUCUGAUCUUGAAAGGGAGGCUGCUGAGGAAGAUAAUGAACGCACAAGUUAUGGGGAUGACUACGAUAAGAAGAAAAAAGGUGGUUCUGAUAGAGGUAGCCACCGCUCUCCAGAUAAAAAAUCUAAACAUAAUGAUAGAGACAGGCACUCGUCAUCCAAGCACAAGAGCAGUCACCAUAAAUCAAGCAAGCACAGUUCUUCGAGCAGGGACAAAGACAGGAAAUCAUCAAGUUCAUCAAAACACAGCAGCCCUAAGAAGAGUAGCAGCAGCAGCAGCAGCAAACGUCCUAGAGAUGACAGCCGAGAUCGUCGUGGUAGCUCGAAAAAACACAAGAAAUAAUGUGAAGAAGAUCAAGAGGAUGGUAUGUGUUGCCACAUUUUAUUGAUGGUCAUUGUUAUACAUACUGUGUGACACAUGGGAGCACUAAGUGUAACUUUCUUAGUUAAACUAAAAUUUAUGUUUAUUUUGUAAGAAACCCUAGAAAGCCUUGAGUAAACAUACCUAUGUAAGGAGUAUUUUAAGUUUACUGUUUCAUCAUACUAUGUUGAUCACUUCCCUCUAAGCACUCACUUAGGUGUAUGCUUGAUAACUCGUCUUCAAUCUCAGUGUAUUCUAAUUUAUUCAGCGUUUAUUAUUAGAAGUUGUACUUCUUAGGAUGUCCUAUUGAAUGUUUGUUACAUCAUACCCUUUUUUAUUUAGUUGUAGUGUUUUAAUGAUUUUGUAGCUACUGUUUUUUUAUGUCAGAAACUGAAGAAGGAGGUUCAAGCAAGCAUGGAAAAAUGUAUGUGCCAAGGAUUUUCAUUCAAACUGUUGUGCAGCAUCUCCAUCAUGCUACUGUUGCCCCCCCCCCUCCUUUUUUAAAAUUUAUUUUGUUCAGGUACUUUUUUGUACUUAGUAACGAAAUUUCUGAAUGCAGUGAUAACAUGUCACCAAUGGUUUGUUAUGUUAAGCUGUAGGAUAUAUUAUACCUUCCUUUUGAAGCAAGUGGUAUAUUUUGAAGUGUGCAUUCUCCAGUUCCUGUCUUUGUACUAGUUUAUUGGAAUUUCAAACAUUGACAAUUUUUAAUUCUUCAAAUUUGAUUUUUUGAUGAGUAAUUAAUUUAUUUUGCAUCAGGGCUGUCCAUUUUUUCAGACCAAAUGGCACACAUUUUCAUAAUGCUAUAGGAACAAUUUAGGUUUAUGACAAACAGCGAGCUUUACACAAUAUGUACAGUGCCCACAACUAUGUACACUUUUCCAAUAUCCUAAUUCAAAAUGCGGUAACGAGAUCCUUGAAUGCGAUUCAGCAGGAGCUCAUAGCACAAGUCCUAUCCAAUAAAAACAAGAUACCAGAUA
This is a messenger RNA of Thrips palmi, 4475 nucleotides long. It is a transcript of the gene dre4, whose product is annotated as FACT complex subunit spt16. NCBI's taxonomy places the organism in Eukaryota, Metazoa, Arthropoda, Insecta, Thysanoptera, Thripidae. Gene Ontology annotation, molecular function: nucleosome binding. The transcript has 21 exons. Gene Ontology annotation, cellular component: FACT complex. The coding region runs from base 142 to 3480 and encodes 1112 amino acids. Gene Ontology annotation, biological process: transcription elongation by RNA polymerase II; positive regulation of transcription elongation by RNA polymerase II. The record is from RefSeq and is a predicted model, not a curated record.